Messenger RNA from Epinephelus fuscoguttatus (brown-marbled grouper), 2460 nucleotides. RefSeq lists its product as uncharacterized. The transcript has 3 exons. The record is from RefSeq and is a predicted model, not a curated record. Gene Ontology annotation, molecular function: zinc ion binding; GTP binding; nucleic acid binding. Lineage: Eukaryota; Metazoa; Chordata; Actinopteri; Perciformes; Serranidae. Bases 1 to 2460 code for a protein of 819 amino acids.
AUGGACCCGGUUGACACGCCGGCUGCCCGACAGGGCUGGAACACAACACAGCCAUCAACUGUGGACAUUACACUCCUUAGGGCCGUAAUAUACUUGAUGCUUGAUCGAACGUACGCAUACACAACGCGUUGUGUACGCAGCACUAUGCAGCCAAAAUGCACAAUACUGGCGGUCACCACAUGGGGCAGACAACAGAAAUAUAGGAUUAAGGCAGCUAAGCCAGGAAAUGCAGGAUUCAGUGCAAUCAACUCCUUACAGAUCGAUUUGUCCUUACAGGAUCAGAUUGGCAAGGAUUUUGAGGCUAAAGUACUGUUUAAUGGAGUGUUGAAAGUUAGUUGUGUGGAUAGGGAACAGUAUGAGGACGCUAAAAAAGUGGGGAAAGUGGUGGCCAAAGUAGAGAUGAUAAACAUAACUCCUAAAGACAGUCAGGAAAUUAAGGGAGUGGUCUAUGGAAUGUUUGCCGGGCUGUCAGAAAAGGAAAUAUUGGACAAUAUUAGAGGGGGCCAGGUAGCAGCUGUACGGAGAUUCAAGAGUAGGGAGGGAGCCAAGGGGGAUCCGCCGGUCAUGCUGACUUUUAAAAACACUGAGCUGCCAGGCAGAGUUUUUCUGGGGAGCAUGGCAUAUCAAGUGAAGGAGUAUGUUAGACCUCCUCUGCGCUGCUAUAAUUGUCAAAGAUAUGGGCAUAUAGCGGAUUCUUGUCUGGGGUCUCUGCCUGUUUAUAAAGUUCCCCUGAAAGAAGAACAAAUCAGUGUCACUGGGUGCAAGUGUUUCAGUUUCGGGAAAGAAAUAACUAAACCUAAUCGCACCAUUAUGGUUCUGGGAGCCACUGGUGCUGGAAAGUCAACUCUCAUCAAUGGGAUGAUCAAUUACAUUCUGGGUGUCCAAUGGGAGGAUUCAUAUCGCUUUAAGUUAGUUGAUGAGGAUCAGUCAACAUCACAAGCUCACAGCCAGACCUCUGAAGUCACUGUGUACAAUAUCAACCACCAGGAGGGGUUUAAAAUAGAGCACUCACUGACCAUUGUUGACACUCCAGGGUUUGGAGAUACAAGAGGCAUAGAAAGAGACAAACAGAUCACGGAACAGCUCCAUAAUCUCUUCUCUGCUAAGCUUGGGAUAUUGCAGAAAACAUCACAAGCUCACAGUCAGACCUCUGAAGUCACUGUGUACAAACUCAACCACCAGGAGGGGUUUAAAAUAGAGCACUCACUGACCAUUGUUGACACUCCAGGGUUUGGAGAUACAAGAGGCAUAGAAAGAGACAGAGAGAUCACAGAACAGCUCCGUAAUCUCUUCACUGCUGAGCUUGGGGUCAGUCACAUUGAUGCUGUGUGUUUUGUAGCUCAGGCUGCUUUGGCCCGACUCACACCAACACAGAAAUAUGUGUUUGAUUCUGUGCUCUCAAUCUUUGGCAAAGAUAUUGCAGAAAACAUCAGAGUUCUGGUGACGUUUGCAGACGGCCAGAAACCACCAGUUCUUGAGGCAAUCAAAGCCUCAGGUGUCCCGUGUCCUCAAACAACAGAGGGGCAGCCACUUCACUUCAAAUUCAAUAAUUCAGCGUUGUUUGCAGACAACAAAUCAUCUGCAGAAGGUGGCAUGAGUGAGGAUGACGAAGAUGGAAGCUUUGAUAAGAUGUUUUGGGACAUGGGGACAAAAAGCAUGAAGAGGUUCUUUGCUGCUUUAAAUGUCAUGAAAACCAAAAGCUUGACCAUGACAAAAGAGGUCCUCAGAGAGAGACAGCAGCUCGAGAAUUCAGUUGACAAUUUGCAGACACAGGUUAGAGUUGGGUUAGCAAAGCUCGAAGAGUUAAAAGAGACAACUGACAAACUGAAAGAGCACGAGGCAGAGAUCAGCAGAAAUGAGAACUUUGAGUUUGAAGUCACUGUCAUGAAGCCUGUUCAAAAAGACAUUUCUGGUUCUGGAAAUUACAUCACCAACUGUCAGCAGUGUCAUUUCACCUGUCACUAUCCCUGUGGAAUACCCAGUGAUGCAGAUAAGGCUGGCUGUACUGCAAUGGGACCAGAUGGAAAAUGUAGACAGUGUCCAGGCAAAUGUAACUGGACUGUACAUUUUAAUCAGAAGUACAAAUGGAAGUAUAAGAAGGUUAAAGAAAAACGAACAGUGACAGAGCUGAAAGAAAAGUACCUACAGGCCAACAAGGCAAAGGCACCUGAUGAGGUACUGACUGGAAACAUCAGGGCUGCAUAUGAUUAUGUGCACACACAGGUGGUGAAAUUUAUGGAGAUGUCUGCUCAGUGUCUAAACAGACUUAAAGAGAUAGCACUGAAGCCAAACCCUCUCUCCACCUCAGAGUACAUUGACAUGCUUAUUGAGGGAGAGAAAUCUGAGGCCAAGCCAGGCUGGAAGCAACGAGUUCAGUCCCUGAUGGACAUGAGAGAAAAAGCACAGCUCAUGGCUAAAGUAGAAAGAGGAGAGAAACUCCUCAGACCAUCAGACCAUUAA